UCUGACCGCCCAUUCUGGGAAUAGAAAGUGCUGCUUUGUGAAUGAAGGGAGCGGCGGAGAAGGGGCCAGAAAGCAAACUUUUGUUUAAAAAAACCCCCAAAAAACAUCAACACAUCAUUUUCCCACGUCCGGCGUGGACGGAGAGAGAAGCUCCCACGGCGCACUGGACGACACGUGACCUGCAUGAACCCACGAAGCAGCUGUGAACCGAUGAUGCUCGUCCUCCUGUGUCUCCUCCUGGCAGUGGCGGUCCAAGGAGAGCCCUGCUUGAUCAUCAGCGAGAUCAACGCAGACAACCCCCUACUGGACACCACCGAGUUUGUGGAGCUCUAUCACACCAGUGGAGAGCGAUCCUCAUUAGACGGCUACACCCUGGUCUUCUAUAACGGGAACGGGAACGUGGCCUAUAAGGUGUUGGACCUGAAAGAUCAGAGUACAGACGAUCGAGGAUUCUUCCUGGUUGGCUCUGUGGACAUGCUGCCCAAACCUGCCAUCCUGCUGCCUCCAAACACGGUCCAGAAUGGCCCGGAUGCCAUCGUCCUCUACCACACCUCCGCCGCACGCUACAGCGAGAAGAUGAACGUCACGCCUAUCGGUUUGGUGGACGCUGUCGUUUACAUGACGCGCAGAACCGGCGGCGCGGAGGUCCUGGCCGAGAUCCUGACCCCAGGGGAGUCGGCUUUUGUGGAGGAUGACACCGCCCUGGAAGGGGACGAGUCCAUCGAGAGGUGCCUGAUGUCUGAGGAUCGUUGGGGCUUCCGGGUGUCCUCGCCCUCCCCGGGUCAGCGGAAUAACUGCACACCGCCCGCCGCCUCGCCAAGCAUGCCCAUCAUCACCGAGCUGAAGCUGGGUGGAGGUCAGGUGGACGGCUUUGUGGAGCUCACAGAAGCCUCAGGGGCAGGUCCUCUGGUUCUGGUUGUUUUGGACGGAAGAACGGACAAGGUGAGCGUCAGUUUGAAUGUGGACCUCGCCAGGAACGGACUCAUCUCCAUGACUGUGGACAAGAAGUACAUGAAAGGCGAUGAGUCCGGAGCAGUGGCCAUAUACAGCGGCAGGAGCACAGAUUUCCCUGUGGGCAGUCCUCUAAGUCAAAUCCAGCCUCUGGACUCCUUUGUGUUUGUCGGCCCUGGAAAUAAACCAAGUGCCAACCUCACAGAGACCCUCAUCCCAGGCAGGGAGCCUUAUCAGCUCAGCAGCAGUUUGAAAGAGGGAGGCUUCUACCUCAGUCGUUGUGGUGUGGCCACGUGGACCAGAGAUCCCGGUGUCUUCUGGGAGGCCCCGCAGACCCCGGGGCAGCCCAACCAGUGCCCCUGGCCAAAAAUCUGCCCUCACAGCAUGGUUCCAGGAGGAGGCGCAGAUGCAUCCCCACACCUCCCAUCUUGGGGCAACAGUGACUUCCUCAUCAAUGAGCUCAACUCGGACUUGCCCGGCAUCGCUGAGGACGGCGAGUACAUCGAGCUGUGGCACCCCUCAGGACGCCGCGUCUCCCUGCAGGGCAUCUGGAUACUCCUUUUCAGCGCCCACAACAACAAACCCUACAGGGAGAUUAGCCUCAGUGGACACUUCACCACCGCCAAGGGCUACUUCCUGUUGGGCAGCGACGGACUGGUGCCGGCGCCCUCUCUCCGCCUGCCUUCCAAUACCAUCCAGAACGGGCCGGACGCGGUGGCACUCUAUCGCAGCCCCUAUGGUGCGCCAUCGGCACAACAUCGAGGGAUCCCCACCAAAGGACUCCUGGAUGCCGUCGUAUACCGACAGAGGGGGUUAGACAAGGACGCACAGGAGUUGAGUAAGGCGCUGACACCAGGACAGCUCCCCCUGCUGGAGGAUCCACAAGUACUGCCUGGUGAUGAGUCGCUAAGCCGCUGCAGAGGCCUUUACCCCUAUGACCUGUCUGCGUUUUCUGUAACUCCUCCCACUCCUCUGAGGGAAAACAGCUGUCCCCGGCCUCCUCCACCUCCAGAGGGCGUAGUCAUCAGCGAGGUGGCUAGUGGCCUCUGGACCAAUCACAGCCAGCAGAGGGCCUUCGUGGAGCUGCAGGGGCCCCCGAUGACGGAGCUGCGUGGCCUGGUGCUGGUUGUGUUUGACCAGGUGCACAGUGUCAUCGCUCUUCCUCUGAAAGGAUCUAUCGACCAGGAUGGAUUUUACGUGUUGGGGAACGUCACAGGGGCAGAUCAGACCUUCCCAGAAGGCAGUGCGGUGCCGGCAAGAGGCGCAGUGGUUCUGUGCUACGACCUCUUCAGUGUGUGCAGAGCUGGCACCGCUCUGACCAACUCCAGCCUCCGGGACGAGCUGGUGUUCAGUGAGAACCAGCUGCUGCUCCCCCGCUCCACCAGGAGAGGGAGCCAUGUGAUACCGGCUCUCAGGUCGGUGGAAGACGGUCUGGUGUCGCUCAGCCGUUGUGUGUGCUGUGAGGCACGAAGCCCCUCUUCCUGGACCACGUCUUCGCCGACGCCUCGCCGCGGCAACAUCUGCCCAAGCUCCGCCUUCUCGAGUCAGAUCGACAUUUGUCUUGGACCGCUGUUCAGCGACUGGCUGACGGCGGAGUCGGGAGACUGCAGUGGUCUCAUUGAAGGCAGUAGAGUUUCACAGGUGGCAGACUAUCUGGAGCAGAAGUGUCUCUGUGGAAUCUCUGCUUUAUCUCUCCAAGGAGCAAAUUUCUCCUGUGUGUCUGGCUGGUUGCGCGUGUGGGGUAAGAUCCGGGCCUUGUCCGACCAUCAGAGGGCCCUCAUCAUCCAGACGGCCCCCAUGAACGUCUCACACGUACAGGCGGAUGUUUGCGCUGCCCCCACCACAGAUCGCCGCACCAGCACAGGUUCAACACUGGGCUUACAGAUUGGUCUUAUAGUAGCAAUACUUCUGCUGCUAGCACUUGGAGCUGCUCUAUUCACGUAUUUCUACAGAAGGAGGCGUCCUUUGGAUUAUUCCACCAUGGAGCUGAGCGAGAAUGCAGAGGGACUAUCAGAUCUAUAAUCCAGGAAUUAGAAGUGAUAAGGAUGAGGUCAUGUCGUGUGUGUGUGUGUGUGUGUGUGUGUGUGUGUGUGAUGCUGAAAAUGAUGACAGUGAAUUUUUUUCUAAAGGUCAGUGUGUGCUACUGCUGUGUGAACAGGACUUUGAAGCGUGGUCUUUUGGCACGAAGGUGCAGGGAAUUUUGAUACUUGAGAGGGAAAAAAAGCUCCUUUUUCUUAAUGUGGGAGAAAAACGAGCCGAUAGCAGGAAGUUUAAUGUCCUUUCUUUCCUGGUGUUGGCGUAAAGAUGAACUGUAACCACUGACGUGAAGCAAACUGUUUACAUUUUUACUGAAGUAGAAAAGGGAUGUGAUGUGGAAUAUAAUUUGCAUUCUUUAUUUGUGGGCUUUGUUUUAUGUUGCUUGAGCUUUCUGGCGAAAUCCGAGAUGAAAAAUAGUCCGCUGUGCCUUUUAUGAAUAUAGCUGGGCCCUCACUUGCAAAGGGACCAAGCGCUGCAGCCAGUAGACAUCCAAGUCAGUCCUACAAAGGAGUAUUAGUGCCACUCUGACUAGAACAAUUAUUAUUUGCAUUCAUAAUAAUGUGAGAGUAAAAGUCAUCAGAUCCUGAGAAGAUUUACAGAAUUAAAAGUAGCAGUCAAAAGUUUUGAAACAGACACUAAUGCUUGUGAAUGAGGAAGUGUCUUAAAAUCUUUGAUCGGCGCUGUAUUUUUAUUUAUUUAAAAAGUUAUAUCAUCAAAAGAAACACUAUCAAAAUGUACAUUUCUAAUUAAAAAUGUAUAUUCAUAAAUAUGAUACAGUACAGUAGGAAGGGGAUUUAUAUGGCCACAUUUGUCACAGUUUACCUGACACAUGAAAUGUGACUAAUUUGGGGCGUGCACUAUCCACUUUAGCCACCAGAUGGCACUAGAGUGUUAAAUAUCCUAAAAUGGGGUUUAAGAUCAUUUUGACCACAGCGUUAGUUGCUAUGUAGAGUGGCGUUUUCUAUCAUUUUCAGCAGACUGGAUGGCAAUAAUUUACCCCCGGCCUUUUUCCUCUCAUGCGAGAUCCACCCAGGAAUGGGGCCAUAUGAAUCCCAUCCGUAUCUUAUUCCAUUGUUAUUAUGAUGCAGUUUAUGUUUUUAAACAUCAUUAUAUUUCUUCAUUAUGAUGUAUAUCGCUUACUAUUGUGACUUAUGUUGUUCAAUUAUAAUUAUUUUCCUCGUGCAUUUCUGUUUCCUUGUAAUUUAACAAAAAAUUACAAUGCAGUGGCGUGCAUUUACCCUCAUAAUAUUAUGAUGUUUGAGCUUGAAAUUACAAGACUUGCCUCAUUAAAAUUAUAAUUAUUUUGCCAAACUGUUUUCCUCAUAAAUUAUUAUACAGCAUAUAUACUGGUAAUUAUGUUCUUCUUAUUAUAUUGUUUAUUAUGAUUUGUUACAUUAUUAAAUUUUUUAAAUGUACUAAUUGGUAUUGUUACCUCUUAAUAUCGUGACUUUGUUGUAAUGCAGUAAUAUUUUGUUAUACAACAUUGGCCUUGUUUUAAUUAUGAUUAUUUUCCUCAUGCAUUUCUCAUAUUACGACGUUUUUCUUGUAAUAUAAUAAUGUUUUUUGUGUAAAAUUACAACAUUCUGAUUAUUACAGCAUUACCAAUUUGCUCUUGUAAUAUUAUGAGGGUUUUAUUUCAGCAAUAUUAUGAUGUCAUUUCUGCUAAACUACAACAUUAACCUCAUAGAAAUGUUUCAUAAUUUAACUAGAAUAUUAAAGAAAAAAAUAGUAAUAUUGUCAAAUUAUUAUUUUUCUGGAAAUAUGUAUUCUUGCAAUAUUAUGAUUGACCUAACAUAAGCUACGCAAAAUUGUGAGUAUUUCUCAAAAAUUUUAUAACAGGACUUUUUUCUCAGGAUAUUUUGACUUUCCUCUUGUAGUAUUGUUGUUUUUCUAAAAAACUAAACAAAUAAGAAUGGUAUAUUGCGACCUUAUUUUUUUAUAUUUAUUUUCUUUUCAUUUCAGUGUGGCUCUAGUCCUUCUUUUUAGUGCCAACACAAAGUGCCAAGAACUGAUUUUAAAAGUAUUUUUGUUGUAUUUUACAAUGUCGGCUGUAUUUUUUCCCCCACAUUUUUUUAAAUAAUUGCUAUUAUUAUUGAUAAUAAUGAUAAACCCUAUUGAUCUGACCUGGCCACAUGGUAGCCAGCAUUGCUUGAUGUAUAAUGGCCGUUUUACUGUAAAGUUUUAUACUGUAUCUUUUAUGUUUUAAUUUUGUAAAAUAGUACCUUUUAAAUGUUUUGUGAAAUUAGGAAAUUGUUGUACAGUCUAAAUAAUUCAUCAACCAUUUUAGAUUUUGGACAAAAACUUCAUUGAGUCCAAUUUUUUCACAGAAAAAAAACCCAGCAGAAUUAAAAGAUUACUUUUGUGUAUAAAGUAUUCUUGCACUUACACGUAAAACUGGAAAGGCGAGUUCUUGCUUCUUUCUUCCGUCCAUUCUAGUCAGGUUUGAAAUAAAAAGCUCCAUCACACUUAUUUCUUAUCCUUCAUCAUUUUUGUUUGGUGUCUGUAUUUAGUCGAAUCCUUUAUUUUCAUUUUCCCCUCCUUUAUACCUUGCACUUUGUGCUUCCCUUUAGAGGUCUAAAUAUAGCUUCAAGCUGUGCAGGACAAAGCAAGCUUUCCAGCGGGGAUUUACGGGCAUCACCAUGGCAACAUCAUACCAUAAUUGUCACAUUAUAUCCACACUGUGACAUUUCAGGUCCUGUGCACGAUUAUUGCGAUGCCCCUAGUGGUCACACAAUUGCACUGUACAGUAUAUGAAAUGACCUCUUACAGUAUGCCUUCCACCAAAAUGAUUAUAUUUUUUUAAUAAUGGCAUUAUAUUUUAUGGUGUUCCUAUUGGCGUAUGGUGUUAACAGAACAUUAGUGGGGUAGC
Nerophis lumbriciformis (worm pipefish) is the source of this 5857-nucleotide messenger RNA. RefSeq lists its product as uncharacterized. The record is from RefSeq and is a predicted model, not a curated record. Lineage: Eukaryota; Metazoa; Chordata; Actinopteri; Syngnathiformes; Syngnathidae.